AUGCAUAUAUUAAAAUUGAAUCACAUAUAUGUAUGUACACACACGCACACAUACAUAUAUAUAUAUAUAUACGUAUACACACAUACACACAUGCACAGACAUACACGCUAUACACACAUACAUACACAUACACGCAUACACAUAAACACAUACACGUACAUGCUCACAAAACGCAUAUACACACAUACACACAUAUCACACCCAUUCACGCGUAAACACAUACACGCACACAUAUAUACACAUACACACAUACACACACAUACACAUACGUAUAUACAGAAGACACGUAAACUCCGCAAUUUAUUUUAUAACAAGUAA
Messenger RNA from Loa loa (African eye worm), 318 nucleotides. RefSeq lists its product as hypothetical. The transcript has a single exon. The record is from RefSeq and is a predicted model, not a curated record. Bases 1 to 318 code for a protein of 105 amino acids. NCBI's taxonomy places the organism in Eukaryota, Metazoa, Nematoda, Chromadorea, Rhabditida, Onchocercidae.